Messenger RNA from Striga asiatica, 315 nucleotides. NCBI's taxonomy places the organism in Eukaryota, Viridiplantae, Streptophyta, Magnoliopsida, Lamiales, Orobanchaceae. The record is from the annotation of a GenBank genome assembly.
AUGUUAUUACCAUAUCCCACAAAAUUGAUCAACGUCAUCAAGCUCUCCCACCACGGCUGCAACCACCACCAGCUUCGAUGGCGGCCUGGUUCUCUAUUUUCGCUUAUCGGCGUGGGGAUCUCUAAAACUCUCUCGUACGAUGAGGCCCUUCAGCAGUCAAUCUACGGCGCCUCGGGGAUCGAUCUCAACGGCGCAAUUAGCUUGGUGGCCGAAAAUCCAGUGGUAAUCGACGGCGUAUUGUCGACGGCCCUGGCCGUUCCGGUGGUGAUCUCGCAGCUGGUGGGGAAGGGCAAGGCAUGGGGGAAUGGAGAGUGA